This is a messenger RNA of Asparagus officinalis (garden asparagus), 651 nucleotides long. RefSeq lists its product as uncharacterized. NCBI's taxonomy places the organism in Eukaryota, Viridiplantae, Streptophyta, Magnoliopsida, Asparagales, Asparagaceae. The coding region runs from base 1 to 651 and encodes 216 amino acids. The record is from RefSeq and is a predicted model, not a curated record. Gene Ontology annotation, molecular function: nucleic acid binding. The transcript has 2 exons. Gene Ontology annotation, biological process: DNA integration.
AUGUCAUCAUCAAAGAAAUUACUGACUAAGAUGUACAUUAAUGAGAUAGUAAGGUUACAUGGUGUACCAAUAUCAAUAGUUUCUGACCGAGACCCUCGGUUCACAUCAGAAUACUGGAAAAGUGUGCAUAGAGCUCUGCAGACUAAACUAAAUUUCAGCUUAGCUUAUCAUCCACAGACAGAUGGCCAAUCAGAACGGACAAUUCAAGCACUAGAAGAUAUGUUGAGAUGUUGUGUUCUGGAGAUGAAAGGAUCGUGGGAAGAUUAUCUGCCUUUGGCCGAGUUUGCAUAUAAUAAUAGCUACCAAGCUAGCAUUCAGAUGGCACCAUAUGAGCUUCUUUAUGGAAGGAAGUGUAGGUCUCCUAUUCAUUUUCAAUGGCGUACAGAUUGGCAUUACCACCAGCCCUGUCUGGAGUACAUGAUGUAUUUCAUAUAUCCAAAUGAGAUCGUUGAGUUGUCUCCAGUAGAGCUCAAGCCAGAUUUGACCUAUGAAGAAAGACCAGAACGUAUUGUGGAUUAUAAAGAACAACUACUCCGACACCGAAUAAUCAAAUAUGUAAAAGUUCAGUGGAAGAAUCACUCUGAAAGAGAAGCUACUUGGGAGACUGAAGAUUCUAUGCGAGAGAGAUAUCCAGAGCUCUUCGAGAUAUAG